This is a messenger RNA of Aspergillus welwitschiae, 2412 nucleotides long. Its product is annotated as ankyrin repeat and BTB/POZ domain protein. The transcript has 2 exons. Gene Ontology annotation, cellular component: cytoplasm; ubiquitin ligase complex. Gene Ontology annotation, molecular function: protein binding. Lineage: Eukaryota; Fungi; Ascomycota; Eurotiomycetes; Eurotiales; Aspergillaceae. The record is from RefSeq and is a predicted model, not a curated record. The coding region runs from base 286 to 2271 and encodes 661 amino acids.
CUCGUCUGCAUGGAAUAUCGGAUAAUUCUGGCGGGUAUAUUGUUGACUAAGACCCUCACCACAAGAUCUAGUGAUGAUAUAUCUGCAAGGAGAGUGAAUAUGCGAUGGAUGUUUGUCUACCAUGUCCUUCCAAGGGAGACUCUCCUUUCGGGGGUGGCAAUCGCGGCUCCACGUGAUCUCGGCUUAUCGAUAAGAUGAUGGCAUCGGCGCCGUUUGAGUCCCGCCUUUCGGACAUUCGGCAUCUGUCAACGUUCGCCUCCAGGACACUGUGACGGCACCGCCAUAAUGACGGAAGAACCGAAGGUCCUCCGGAAGGACCAGCUUGAGGUCAGCUUGCAUAAUGAGAAAAAGCUGAUCAAGGAGGGCGCAAUCAAAGACGACAACCCUCUGGACCUUAGCGAGCCGUUUCGCGAGCUAUGCAAUGCCUGUCGUAAGGGGGAUCUCAAAGUUUGUCAAGAGAAGAUCACAGAGGGAGUCAAUAUUAACGCCCGUGAUCCCUAUGACUACACCCCCUUGAUUCUGGCGAGUCUCUGCGGUCAUUACGAAGUUGUGCAGCUACUCCUCGAGUCUGGUGCUCUAUGCGAGCGUGACACAUUCCAGGGCGAGAGGUACGUUGCUAUUACAAUGGCUUUUCUUCAUGGAUAUCGUGUGAAUUACUUACAAUUGACUGCCCAUAGAUGCUUAUAUAAUGCCUUAAACGACCGUAUACGGAAUCUGUUAUUGGAGUAUGAUUAUUCGAAAUCGACGGAUCCACUUCAGCCUCUGGCCGCGCAUAUCACCUCUCUCCUUACUCGUGAAACUCCGAUAACGUCAGAUAUUGUUGUCACGGCAGCUGAUGAAUCCCUACACCUCCACAAGUUUAUCCUGGCUGCACGGUCGCCGUACUUUCAUCGAAAGUUGGAAUCCGCCCCUGGUACGUCAACAUGGAAACUUCCAAAUACGAUUCCACCAGAGGCGUUUGGCACAGCAAUCAAAUAUCUCUAUUUUGGAGAAGCUCCUCGCGACUUGAGAAGCGGUCCCGGCACGGGAUUCACGGAAUCGGAAGUUUUCGCAGGCAUCGACAAGAUAGCCAAGCAUCUAGAGAUCAACACCCUCGUGGAUAGUAUACUUGACAGUGGGGAUAGAAGACUUGCCAGACAGAGACGCACCAUGGAAGUUGCCAAAGGACGAGACCAACUAGAGGAGUGGUUCCGGGCGAAUGUGCUCAAGCACAAAGUGACGGUAGAGACAGCAAAGGCAGACGAUAUUAAGUGGGACAGGGACAAUGCCAUUUAUGCGGAUGUUCUGCUCCGAGCAGAUGAACUCCCUGACGACGAGGAGGAUAUUUUGGAGGAAUCUGAGCCGACUGAGGUCGAACACGGGCGCUCCAACGGGUCUGGCAGACGCGUACCGAUGUCUACUCUUUUCCCUUGUCAUCGGGCAAUGCUUCUGCGAUCGGAGUUUUUUCAGACCAUGUUUGCCUCAUCAUUCCGGGAAGCCCACAUGAAGGAUCACCUGAAUGUCAUCAGCGUGGACUGUUCUCCGGAUGUCCUGGAGAUUGUACUGACCUUCCUCUAUACCGAGCGGGCUGACUUCCCGCUCGAUAUUGCGGUCGAUGUUCUGUUCGCAUCGGAUAUGCUAUUUAUUGAAAAGCUCAAAACGAAGGCAGCCAUUGUCAUCAGCACACUGGGUAGUGGCAAUAUGUCGCAGGCAGAAGCUGCCCGGACACGCGGCACCAAGGAAGAGGAUGAUCUGGAUAUCUACGCCAUCAUCAAGGCUGCGUGGUUGACCCGUGUUCAACGACUCGAAGAAUUUGCUGCGCGAUACCUCGCGUACCGCUUGGAAGCUCAUAUCGACUCGCCGGAAUUUGCAGAACUUAUCCAAGAGUCGGCGUCCCGCAUCCAGUCCCGACAGGAGACGGAUUCCAUCGAGCUGCUGGAUGAUAUCCGCUUCUACCUGAGUGAACGAUUCAGGUUGCGCUUCGAUGACGCCGGUAUCGAUGAGAUGAUGGAGCCCACGCAGCCGGUGGCCGAUGGUGCUGGGGUCAACGGAGACGUUGAAAAAGUCACAGAGGGAGUGGAGAAGAUCCAAAUUUCAGAGGAAGGUUCUGGAGAUAGAACGAGCGUGACUGUUCGGUCAUUACAGGCCGAUGCGAAGGCACAGGAGCAGCCACUCAUUCAUACACUGGAUGGCGAAAUCGCGGUCGACGAGUUCGACCAAGAUGCGAUCAACUAUCAGAUCCUAAUGGAGAAGCUUGACAGGAUCCUAGAGAACUUGAACCUGGACGCCUAGAGCCUGGCAGCGAGCCAGACGAGCUGACGAUUGAUGACUUCUACAGGUGGUAUUUAGUGGACAGUAUAUAGUAUACAGAUAUAGAAGGACUGGAUACGGUGCAUGAAUGACAUUCGGAAAUAUACUACAUGGCUCGAUGAG